This is a messenger RNA of Saimiri boliviensis boliviensis (Bolivian squirrel monkey), 5060 nucleotides long. RefSeq names its product protein phosphatase 1 regulatory subunit 15B (gene PPP1R15B). Gene Ontology annotation, biological process: response to endoplasmic reticulum stress. Gene Ontology annotation, cellular component: endoplasmic reticulum; protein phosphatase type 1 complex. NCBI's taxonomy places the organism in Eukaryota, Metazoa, Chordata, Mammalia, Primates, Cebidae. Gene Ontology annotation, molecular function: protein phosphatase regulator activity. The record is from RefSeq and is a predicted model, not a curated record.
UCAGGCGGCGCGGCGCUGGCGGCGCACAGCCUGGCAGUCCUGCGUCUCAUCCGGCGCCCGAGGAGGGGGUGUCCUGCCGGCGCGCGAGCUCUGCGGCCAUUUUGGGCUUCGCUUGCACCGCGCCCGUCGGCCUGCCCAGCCCUUCCGGUGUCGCGCUGCUCAGGGGCCUUUCAACCUUGUCACUCCGAAAACCGCCGCCGAGGCCGCGGGCGGGCUCCCAUCGAUGUCGUGGAAGCGUCGAGACGACUAGGGAACUUCUUUUCCCGCCGAGAUGGAAGUCGCGUCAGCCGCCGCCUCCUGUGCCGGCCGUUCGUCCCUGCGUUCUGCCGCCGGUUGCCGCCUCCGCUGCCCUCUGUGGCUUUUCUGCUGGCUCCGAAAUCGGCCUGGAGCACCGACGCCCCCGCUGGGCAGGGCCGAGAUUCUGUAGGCUUCCCCCGAGUUCCGUUUCCAGCCGCCAGCGCCGCGGCCCUAACCGAGAGACUGCCAAGAAAAAGGAGAUGGAGCCGGGGACGGGCGGAUCGCGGAAACGGCCCAGCCCUCGGGCGGGCUCCCGGUUCUGGCUACCCUUUUUCCCUUGGCGAUCGCGAGCAGCCUCUUCCAAGUUCUCCACGCCUCUUGCCCCGGAAAACUCCGGGAAGCCCACCCUGCUUUCCUCCGCCCGGCCCGAGACUCGGGUCAGCUACUGGACGAGGUUGCUCUCCCAGCUCCUCGCGCCGCUCCCCGGAUUGCUUCAGAAGCUGCUGAUUUGGGGUCAACUUUUCGGUGGAAUGUUCCCUACCAGAUGGCUAGAUUUUGCUGGAGUCCACAGCGCCCUGAGAACCCUGAAGGGACGCGAGAAACAAGCCGCCCCCACAGCGCAAAAAUGUUUGAGUUCGCUCCAGCUGGACCCCUCGGACCCCUUGGCUUCCAGUCCUCUUGAUUGGUUAGAGGAGGGGAUCCACUGGCAAUGCUCGCCCCCAGACUUCGAUUUGGAGCUUAAAGCCAAGGGAAGUGCUUUGGACCCUGCAGCACACGCAUUUCUCUUAGAGCAGCAGCUGUGGGGAGUGGAACUGUUGCCCAGUAGCCUUCAAUCCCGUCUGUACUCUGACCGGGAACUUGGCUCUUCGCCCUCCCGGUCUCUAAACAUUCAACGCGUAGACAAUUUCAGCGUGGUCUCCUAUUUGCUGAACUCUUCCUACGCGGACUGCUUUCCUCGGCUAGAAGUCAGCUAUCAGAACGGUGAUGGAAAUGGCGAUUUAGUCGGCUUCCAGACACUAACCUCAGAGAGCAGCCGCCUGAGAGAGGACCAUUGUCAUCCCCAGCCGCUGAGUGCAGAGCUCACUCCGGCCUCGUGGCAGGGAUGUCCGCCUCUUUCUACGGAAGGCCUACCAGAAAUUCACCAUCUUCGCAUGAAACGGCUGGAAUUCCUUCAGCAGGCUAGCAAGGGACAAGAGUUACCCACCCCUGACCAAGAUAAUGGCUACCACAGCCUGGAGGAGGAGCACAGCCUUCUCCGGAUGGAUCUGAAGCACUGCAGAGGUAACCCAACACAGUUUGUUCCCCCUGCUGGAGACAUUCCUGGAACCACCCAGGAAUCCACUGAAGAAAAAACAGAAUUGUUAACUGAAGAGGUUCCACUUGCUUUGGAAAAACAGAGCCCUUCCGAGAGCUGUCCAUCUUGUGAGAUACCUAUGGAAAAGGAGCCUGGAGAGGACGGAAUAAGUGUGAUUGACUACUCGUGCAUAGGAAAUGCCCUUCCCAUUUCUGCCAGACCAGCUUGUAGUAACAAACUCAUAGAUUAUAUUUUGGGAGGUGCAUCCAGUGACCUGGAAACAAGUUCCGAUCCAGAAGGUGAGGAUUGGGAUGAGGAAGCUGAGGAUGAUGGUUUUGAUAGUGAUAGCUCACUGUCAGACUCAGACCUUGAACAAGACCCUGAAGGGCUUCACCUUUGGAACUCUUUCUACAGUGUAGAUCCUUACAAUCCCCAGAACUUUACAGCAACAAUUCAGACUGCUGCCAGAAUUGUUCCUGAAGAGCCUUCUGAUUCAGAGAAGGAUUUGUCUGGCAAGUCUGAUCUAGAGAAUUCCUCCCAGUCAGGGAGCCUUUCUGAGACCCCUGAGCAUAGUUCUGGGGAGGAAGAUGACUGGGAAUCUAGUGCAGAUGAAGCAGAGAGUCUCAAACUGUGGAACUCUUUCUGUAAUUCUGAUGACCCCUACAACCCUUUAAAUUUUAAGGCUCCUUUUCAAACAUCAGGGGGAAAUUGGAAAGGCUGUCGUGACUCAAAGGCACCAUCUGAGUCCAUUGUGGCCAUUUCUGAGUGUCACACCUUACUUUCUUGUAAGGUGCAGCUGUUGGGGAGCCAAGAAAGUGAAUGUCCAGACUUGGUACAGCGUGAAGUUCUUUCUGGAGGAAGACACACACAUGUCAAAAGAAAAAAGGUAACCUUCCUUGAAGAAGUUACUGAAUAUUAUAUAAGUGGUGAUGAGGAUCGCAAAGGACCAUGGGAAGAAUUUGCAAGGGAUGGAUGCAGGUUCCAGAAACGAAUUCAAGAAACAGAAGAUGCUAUUGGAUAUUGCUUGACAUUUGAGCACAGAGAAAGAAUGUUUAAUAGACUCCAGGGAAAAUGCUUCAAAGGACUUAAUGUUUUCAAGCAAUGUUAAGAUGAGCUGACAGCCUGUAGUCCUAGCAUACACUACCUCUUGCCUGAGAGGUGUCUUUUAAAAACAAAUCUUGGCAGCUGUCCUUUGACAUUUUUGUUUGUUUGUUUUAGAGGAAAUAUAACUUGGAUCUAGUUUAAUUUUUUUUUUUUUUUUUUUUUUUUUUUUUUUUUUUUGCAAAUAACCCACUCCUAAACAUUGAGGUUUGAAGCCAGCCCUGAUAACGAAGGAUUAACUAGCGUUUCUAAUCCUCCCUUUUUGGAUUUAGUUGGAUGUGCUUUUAAAAGUCCUUUGCUUGCCUUAGUGAAAAGGGGACCUUUUUGAGUUAUCAUUUUGCACUUUCAAAACUUAUUUUCUUGGAAAACGAUAUUUAUAGGGCUUAAAACCCAUUUUCAUUUCUAAUCUAAAUUAUGUAUGCCUGUCUGAAAACUUUGGGCUCUUUUUUGUUUCUUUCCCCAAAUUCAGAAGUUAAUGGGAUUUGAUGUUUUUCUAUAUUUUUUUUUAUUUCAAUGAUUUCACCUAUCUACCUUAGGCUAAAAAAAUAACCUUUUGUAUGCUACCAACUUAAAGUACAUUAUUUUGUGUCACUUUUUUUUUUUUUUUUUUUUUUUUUUUGUAAAAAUGACUUGGGUUGAAAAUAUAUUAAGUUCUACCUAGGAAAUUUCCAAGGACUGCCACAGAACUCGAAUGUGCAGUACUUUACUACUGUGGGAAAGCUGCAUCUUUCUACCAGAUUUUAACAUCUAAUGUAUUUAAUUUCUUUGCAAACUGUUCUUUGGAGAGGGUUCUGUAUAUGUUUUUGUAGUUCCCAAUUUAAUACAGUUCUUUGUCUCUUAACAGGUUGAAGUUGUUGCAAAACACUCUGGAAAGUAAUAGUUACAUCACAAGCAUUUUUUAAACUUAAAAGCCUAAAUUUUCCUAGGAAGAAAAUAGGAGACAUCUCAGAGUAAUUUGGUUUUGGUAUAUAUGCUCUUAACAGAAAGCCAGUGUUAAUGAAUAGCAUGCCUCAGCACAGUCACUUUGAAAACUGUCAGGAUGUCACUGUAAAAUUGGAAAUGGGCAGUUCUGAAUUUUCACAUUUGAAAUGUAAAAUAUAAACUUCAGACAAUAUACAGGUUUAUUGUGUCCUAUUUAAUAAUGAGAGAAGUAAUGGCAAGGUCUUUACUUUCAGGAAAGAAGUAUAGAUUAAUGACUAGACAGUCUUAGUAUGUUUAGCCCAAAGUUUCCUUUGAAGCCUUUGCAUUGACUGGUUGUGUUUGGCUAAUUUGUUUAGCUUUACAAAGUACACAUGAGUUAGGUUGAGGGAUUGUUAACCAACUCUUCAGUGGACUGCUCUCACUCCGUGUGCUUCCUAUCAGGGAAAGCACAAGUAGAAUAGGUGACCUCUUAGUUUUGAACUUACUUUAAGUGUGGGGAUGAAUUUUUCAUCAGAAGUGCUCACAGGGUUACUACCUCAGUUUACAAUCUACCUGGUCGUUAUUUUAUUUCUAUCUGGUUUGUUCUAAGAACUGCCUCUAGUAUUUAUAUAUUCAUACUUAAACACAUUAAGAAUGCCACACCAUAAAAGUUGGUCUGAGUUCUGCAGAGCCCUUAUUCUGUGUGUUUUGUGCACCUCCACUUCAGGUCAUGGUAGGGAGCACAUUUACAGGCUGGUGUCAAGCACCAGCUAUGUCAGUUGGAAAGCAGGCAUCAUUUGCCUUGAAAAAAGCUUUUUGACAACAUGUAAGCAUUCUGUUAAAACCAAGCUGAAGCAUUUUAUUUCCGAGACUUACGUUGUGUUUCCUGUUUCUGAAACCUAGCACCUUUUCAUAUUUGAAAAUAAUGAGACAUCUUUCAUUGGAUUUUGGGAGAUUGUUCUCAUGGGAUUCUAACCUCACUACCAAAUGACUAAAAGCUUGAUUAAGAAUUCUUCUAUACACUACCAUCCUUUAGGAGAAGUGAUCAGAAGGUGAUGAGAAGGAGAGAAGGGACUGCUUUAAAGUUAGACUGAAGGAGAAAUAAGCAAAAUUCUUGUUAGUUUCAUCCCAAUUCUAGUUAGAACAAAGUUAAACCCCCAUAAUCUUAUAGAGAAAACCCUUGGAGGUUUUAAUUAAACAUUUUACACAUUUAUAAUCUUGUUAAUGGUGCUUUAAGUGUCAAUGUAGCAUGUAAAAGGCUUUGUACAGACAGGUAAAAGUUCCAUUUCUGAGUGAUGAAAUGUGAUAACACUUCUUUAACUUGAAAUCAAAACUAUCAAGAUUUUAUUUUUGUAUAAUUUAAGGAAGGUAAAGUUAGGGGACUAGAAGACUAAAUUGGCUUCUACAGAUUAAUGAUUUAAAUGUAACUAGUUUGUUGGGUUUUAUAGUUAAAAUUAUAUUUGUGUAUAUAACAUAACUAAUCUAAAUUGCAAUAAAAAUAUUUGCAAUUAUUAAAUGUUAAAUGAUA